Molecule: messenger RNA, 702 nt
Organism: Drosophila miranda
Lineage: Eukaryota; Metazoa; Arthropoda; Insecta; Diptera; Drosophilidae
Product: general odorant-binding protein 56a
Exons: 2
Coding region: 1-480 (159 amino acids)
Molecular function (GO): odorant binding
Source: RefSeq, a predicted model, not a curated record
AUGAAUCGUGCUUCGGUGGUGCUGCUGCUGAUGGCCUGUCUGACGGUCCUGGCUGAGGGCCGCUAUGGCAAGGUGAACCUCAAUCUGGGCCUGACAGUGGCCGAUGAGGCACCGCGUGCCCUCAGCGAGGCCAUGGUCCGCCUGUGUGGCGAGCAGACGGACAUUUCCCUCCAGCAGCACGACCUCUCGCAUCCCUCUGAGCACGUCCAGUGCUUCACCCACUGCCUCUACGAGCAGAUGGGCCUCGUGCACAACGGCGUCUUCGUGGAGCGCAACCUGAUCGGCCUCCUGUCGGACGCCAGCGAUCUGGCCGCCUGGCCGGAGCGCCAGUGCCACGCGAUCCGAGGCUCCAACAAAUGCGAGCCGGCCUUCAGGAUCCAUCAGUGCCGGCAGCAGCUCAAGGAGCAGCACGAUCCCGAGGCCACCAAGGAGGCGGAAACCACCAGCACUCCCUCGCAGGCAGAUGAAUUCUUGCCCUAGGCUUUUACUUUCUUUUCAUUUUUGGUGUUGGAAUUUAGGGUUUCUUCUACGAGUAUAUAUAGUGUUCUUUUGCUGGCUUGAAUCGUUAUUAAAUCCUUGGUUGGUUCUUAGGGAAAGGCAUCUGAUUUGUCAAUGAAACCGUUGCUUUGACUAUGAGAGCCCAAAGGGGUGUUCCUUGAUGCAUUGGGGGGCUGAGUCGGUCCCAGAAUGCCACUACAAAGU